Messenger RNA from Caenorhabditis elegans, 1393 nucleotides. RefSeq lists its product as uncharacterized. The record is from RefSeq and is marked reviewed. The coding region runs from base 27 to 1292 and encodes 421 amino acids. The transcript is spliced from 8 exons. Lineage: Eukaryota; Metazoa; Nematoda; Chromadorea; Rhabditida; Rhabditidae.
UUUGCAGCUGGCUGCAUCAGUAGAAUAUGAUACCACCUCCUCCGAAUACAUCGUCACUUACGUGUACACCUGAAGAAGAAUCAGAAAAUUAUAAAGCAGUGGAGAAUAUGUUUGCUACACUUUAUUUCUUUUUACCGUUCAGUGCUUUUGCUGCUUUAUUAGCAAACGUAAUAUACUUAAUAGUUGUAACUGUUGGAAUUCGAAAAGGAAAAUUACCUUUAAAACGAUAUGCACUUACUAUAAACCGAACGUGUGCCGACAUCUUCACAAUUCUCGUUGGCACCUAUUUUUAUAUGAAACAAAAAAUGGAUCGAUGCGAUUCUCACAUCUGCCUUCCAGUGGAAACUGAUAUGUCACGAUAUGUACUUCAAGUUGUUUUUGUUUUAAACUAUUGGUGUGUAAGUCUAUCAUAUUCUGGAAUUGCUGUACUUACUAACUAUGCAGUAAGAGCUCCUUUGCAGUACAAGGUCAACUUGACAUCAAUGAAAGUUGCCAAAUAUAUACUCAUGGGAUGGAUUGCACUUUUGUUUUGUUUUUUACUAUGUAUUUUAUUAGUUCAUCAAGGUGAAUUAGAUUAUAACAGCAAUUCGGUUAUUCAUUUGUUUCUUGAUGAUUUCGAUUCUGAUGAGUUCAUCGGAGAAUGGCUUGUUGACCUCUGCAAUCACAUAAAAUCUCAUCCGGGUUCGCGGAGCCUGAUUGUCACAAUUCUUCCACCAAUUGUCUUUUAUUGCAUCUCUGUUGUCAGUUAUGUAUUCAUUAUUCAUCUUCUUUUCUCAAGACGAAAAGUAUCCUCAUAUCAUCGACAUUGGGGUUCCAUGCUUCGCCUCGGUAUUCAUUUGAUUUUAUUUGCUGGAACAUGUGCAUUGACUGGAACUGCCUAUCUUGGAUCAUUUUCUAUUGGAGACAUUUGUGAGAAUUAUAAAACGAAUGAACCAAUGUGUCUUGACCCAGUUGUACUGUAUAUGUGGAAUACAGCAGCUGCCCUUAUCGGAUGGAUAUGUCGAAUGGUUAUUGAUGCAACAGUUGAUACGUUUAAUGACGACGUGCUUCGGCGAACGUUUUUCAACAGUAUUCGACAUCGCUUGCUAACUGGUCCCACUAACACGGCUAACGAUACUAAACUAAUUUUGAAUCAAAUAGAGAUAUCAUGCAACAAGACAUCGACGGGACCAUCUAGAAAAACUGAGAGUGUGCAAAUGGAAUCAUUAAUGAAGAUUAAGCCAUCAAGGAGUAGGAGACUGAAAAUAAAUGCUCAGAAAAGUGCAACAAUUAUAGAAGAAAAUAUAGCCUAAAUAAUAUUAAAUCUCUUUCUUUUUGUUGUUUUUUUAAACUUUCAAAUGAACUUUUUUUGUUUUACUGGGUUGAUAUCAACUGAUAAAAUAAAUAAUUUACU